Molecule: messenger RNA, 1875 nt
Organism: Hippoglossus stenolepis (Pacific halibut)
Lineage: Eukaryota; Metazoa; Chordata; Actinopteri; Pleuronectiformes; Pleuronectidae
Gene: slc6a14
Product: solute carrier family 6 member 14
Exons: 15
Coding region: 1-1875 (624 amino acids)
Biological process (GO): sodium ion transmembrane transport
Cellular component (GO): membrane
Molecular function (GO): L-proline transmembrane transporter activity
Source: RefSeq, a predicted model, not a curated record
AUGAGGAAAUACGGCUGGAACACUUUCAGGGAUUUAAUAUUCAGAAAUCCUGCAGUGGUCAACCAGGAUCCACAUGUGGAUGAUGGGGAUGAGAACACAGAACGAGGGAACUGGGCCAGCAAGAGAGAAUACAUCCUCUCUACUAUCGGCUAUGCUGUUGGACUGGGAAAUAUCUGGAGAUUUCCAUAUUUGGCCUACAAGAAUGGAGGGGGUGCCUUCCUCAUCCCCUACUUUGUGAUGUUGGUGGUCGCUGGAAUCCCUCUCUUCUUACUGGAGAGUGCCCUUGGUCAAUUCUGCAGCCAAGGUCCCAUCAACACAUGGAGAGCGGUGCCUCUACUGCAGGGUGUUGGCGUUGCAAUGGUCAUGGUGACUCUAAUAGUAUCAAUUUACUAUAACGUCAUCCUCACCUACAGCCUGUACUACAUGUUCGCCUCCUUCCAGUCUCCUUUGCCGUGGUCCAGCUGCUUCAGUUGGGCGGACAGUAACUGCAGCAGCACACCUACAGUGGCCAACUGGACUCAGGAAAACAUCACUUGUCCUUCAACUGACGUGAUCACGGUUCCAGUGCAGAGUCCAAGUGAACAGUACUGGGAUCGUGUGGCUCUGCAGAGAUCCAGUGGGCUGGAUGAAACAGGACCAAUAGUCUGGCAUUUGGCCCUUUGUCUGCUGCUGAGCUCCAUCCUUGUUGCUGCAGCGCUUUUUAAAGGCAUCAAGUCUUCUGGAAAAGUUGUGUACUUCACAGCCACAUUUCCAUAUGUGGUGAUUUUCAUCCUGCUGAUCAGAGGUGUUACACUAGAGGGAGCUAGAGAUGGCAUAGAGUUCUACAUUGGGUCCCAAUCUAAUCUGACUAAACUCUAUGAAGCACAGAUCUGGAAAGAUGCAGCAACUCAGAUCUUCUACUCUCUCUCCAUUGGCUGGGGUGGAGUCAUGACUCUUGCUUCCUAUAAUAGCUUCCACAACAACGUGGUCAAGGAUGCAUUUGUAGUAACACUCACAAAUGCAGGCACCAGUGUGUUGGCAGGCUUUGCCAUAUUUUCAAUUUUGGGUCACAUGGCUCACAUCUACAAAAUGCCUGUUGGACAGGUUGUGAAAGAAGGGUUUGGCUUGGCAUUCAUUGCAUAUCCAGAUGCUUUGUCUAAGCUUCCCAUAUCCCCGCUGUGGUCCAUUCUGUUCUUCUUCAUGCUCCUGACUGUAGGUCUGGACUCCCAGUUUGCAGGAAUAGAGGUGAUCACCACCUGCCUGUUAGACGCCUUCCCAAAACUCUUCAAACACAAACACGCCUUACUGACGGUAACGACAUGUACCAUCCUCUAUCUCCUUGGCCUACCAUGUGUCACACAGGCAGGAAUAUACUGGGUGACACUAAUCGACCAGUUUGUCGCCAGCUGGGUGCUGCUUAUUUUGGCCCUCUUGGAGAUCAUUGGUGUUUGCUACAUAUAUGGAGGGAACCGUUUUAUUAAAGACAUUGAGAUGAUGCUUGGAAAAAAGAGUUUCCUUUUCUGGUUGUGGUGGAGAGCAUGUUGGUUUUUCAUCAGUCCCUGCAUCAUAGUGCUGAUCCUGGUGUGGUCUCUGAUGACAUUUACACCACCCUCCUAUGGAGCAGUCCAGUUCCCAGUCUGGGGCUUGGCUCUGGGCUGGUGCAUUGUCCUGUUUAUCCUGCUCAGUAUUCCUGUCAUCGCUGUGUAUAAGCUGAUGAAAGCAGAGGGAAGCCCCUGGAAGCGUCUGAAGUCAUUGUGUUCUCCAUCCAAAGAGUGGCAUCCCUACCUGGUUGUCCAUCGAGGAGAGCGCUACUCAGAAGAACGCAGCUGCCGCAUGAAGAACCUCGAAAACAUGCCGGAAGUAAACGUAAAUGUGAUCUCUAGCUCCUGGCUCUGA